This is a messenger RNA of Zea mays, 765 nucleotides long. RefSeq names its product polyprotein of EF-Ts, chloroplastic. The transcript has a single exon. Gene Ontology annotation, molecular function: translation elongation factor activity. The coding region runs from base 216 to 611 and encodes 131 amino acids. The record is from RefSeq and is a predicted model, not a curated record. Gene Ontology annotation, biological process: mitochondrial translational elongation. Lineage: Eukaryota; Viridiplantae; Streptophyta; Magnoliopsida; Poales; Poaceae.
CAUUUCUUAGCAACUUCUAUGGCUCUUACAUACAUGACAGCAGAAUCGGGGUCCUUAUUGAAGUGAAUUGUGAGACUGACUUUGUGUCUCGAGGUGACAUUUUCAAAGAGUUAGUUGACGAUCUUGCCCUGCAAAUUGCUGCUUGCCCUCAAGUGCAGUACAUCUCUAUUGAUGACGUCCCUGAGGAGGUUGUGAAGAAGGAGACCGAGCUGGAGAUGCAGAGGGAGGACCUUUUGACGAAGCCUGAGCAGGUCCAGGCUAAGAUUGUCGAAGGGCGUGUAAAGAAGAGGCUUGGAGAACUCACGUUGUUCGAACAGCCAUUCAUCAAGAAUGACAAGGUCACAAUAAGUGAGUGGCUGAAGCAAACUAUAGGUACAACUGGAGAGAAUAUGAAGGUCAGGAGAUUUGCCCGAUACAACCUAGGUGAAGGGUUGGAGAAGAAAAGCCAGGAUUUUGCUGCUGAAGUUGCAGCACAGACAGCAGCGAAGCCGGCACCAUCUGCUCCUCCCAAGGAUGAGAAGCCUGCUGAAACAACAGAAUCCGCUGAAACAACAGAAUCUGCUAAAACAAUAGAAUCCACAUGCAAUUAUAUUAGCUUAAUUUGUGUCUAAAUUACUAUUAUUAGAAUGGUUUCUAAUUCUAAAAAACCAAACGGGGCCUUACUUAAAAACAAAAACAAAAGGCUGCGUUCUCUGGCUCAUCUAUUUGCUAGUUACACACUACUCUAAAAUUUGUAUGCAAAAGUAUUUCUGAGAAUGAAACCAA